Messenger RNA from Triplophysa rosa, 4011 nucleotides. RefSeq names its product laminin subunit beta 3 (gene lamb3). Gene Ontology annotation, biological process: axon guidance. Bases 108 to 3611 code for a protein of 1167 amino acids. The transcript has 23 exons. Gene Ontology annotation, cellular component: basement membrane. The record is from RefSeq and is a predicted model, not a curated record. NCBI's taxonomy places the organism in Eukaryota, Metazoa, Chordata, Actinopteri, Cypriniformes, Nemacheilidae.
GUGAGCGUCUCCUUAAAUAAAAGCCAAACACACUCAGCAGACGUCUUUGUGUUUGAACAUUUCGCACAGACAGAACUACAACAUUCACACUUCACACCGCUCAGGAAAUGGUUUGGAUGAAGACUUGGGUUGUGUUUCUCACCGCAGCUGUUGUGUGUGCGGUGUGCGCGGCUCAACAUGACUGCUGGCGCGGGGCGUGUUACCCGCCGUCGGGUGAUCUUCUGAUGGGCAGAGAACAGAACCUCAGGGCGUCUUCCACCUGCGGUCUGAUGGGUUCUGAGGUGGUCUGCACUCCUCACGGUCAGUGGAAGAUGAAAUGUUGUCCAUGUGACUCACGUUACCCCGGGGCGUAUAACGCUCACACCAUCCAGAACGUGAUCUCCGGCUCUGGACCCACAAGAUGGUGGCAGUCAAAGAAAGAUGAGAACCCUGUGACUCUUCAGCUGGAUCUGAGCGGAAUGUAUCAGCUGGAAACGCUCUUUCUCUCUUUCAAGGGCCCGAGACCCCACGCUCUGGUCAUCGAGAGAACCAGGGAUUUCGGGCGCACCUGGCAACCCGUCCUGUACAUGGCCACAGACUGCCCGUCUGCUUUUCCUCAAGUGGACACCUCACUUCCUCGCAGCCUCGAUGACACCUACUGUUACGCCCUGCCGCCCACCGCCGACGACCCCUACAGAGAUCAGAAGGUUCAUUAUUAUCCUGUACGUCAGUAUGAAAACAUUAAUCUGCCAAACGACCAUAAGAUUGAAGUUUUAUCUGGUUUUACUGGUCUGCGCGUGAAUCUGACUCAGUUGGGUCCAGUGCCCAGUAUGCCGGGUCGCAGUCUGAGUCAGUUUUACGCCCUGAGAGAGAUGAGGGUGAUCGGGUCAUGCUUCUGUCAUGGACACGCCAAUCGCUGUCUCCCUGACAACACCGACAACUAUCUGUCCAACACACAGGUUGGAGGAGUGUGUGACUGUCAGCACAACACAGCAGGUGUGAACUGUGAGCGAUGUGAUGACUCGUACAAUGACCUGCCGUGGAGACCAGCGGAGAGCGAGAACACACACACAUGCAAACGUUGUGAAUGUAAUAAUCACGCAGGGCGCUGUCGCUUUGACCCGGUGAGAUACGAGGCGACGGGUCGCAGGAGUGGAGGUGUGUGUGACGGCUGCAUGCAUCACACAACAGGACCAAACUGUGACCGCUGCGUGCCCAAUUACUACCCAAACCCACUGAGUAACAUGCAGAGCCCGGACGCAUGCCUGCGUUGUCAGUGUAACUCGGCCGGCUCUCUGAACUCGGGUCAGUGUGAUGCUGUGACGGGGCGUUGUGUGUGUAAAGCUCAUGUGGAGGGUGAGAACUGUGACCGCUGUAAAGCUGGAUACUACAGCCUCAAUGCCAACAACCCCGACGGCUGCUCCAGGUGUUUGUGUAGGUCUGAGGGUGCAAUCAGCGGUGUGUGUGAUCAGCUGACGGGUCAGUGUGUGUGUCGGCCUCAUGUGGAGGGUCUGAUGUGUGAUCGCUGCGCUGCUGGAUACUGGAACCCAAAAUCACCCAACGGCUGCCAACCGUGUGACUGUGACCCCACCAACUCCCGCAGCUCCACCUGCGACCAGCUCACUGGUCAGUGUCAGUGUCGUUAUGGUUUCGGGGGCCGGACCUGCAGCGGUUGCCCCGACAACACAUACGGGGAUUCUCUUCUUGGCUGCCGUCCGUGUGAGUGCGACCUCUCGGGCUCAGAGCCGGGCGGCUGUGAUAAGCGCACAGGUGCGUGUCGCUGUAAACCGGGCGUUACCGGCGCCCGCUGUGACACCUGCAGACGCGGUCACUGCGCCAGUUUCCCACAAUGCCCGGCGUGUCCCGACUGCUUCUUCACCCUGAACACACACCUGCUGAACCUCACGCUGGUUCUGGAGCGUCUCUCCAACUAUCAGAUCCCUCACAGCGGUGGAACCCCGUCAGGAGAACUCAGUCAGAAGAUCAGAACCAUACAGAACACACUCAGACAGAUCCAGGACUCCAUGACUGUACCGCCACCGUCCGGCAGCACACUCACUGAAACCCUGGAGAAACUCGACACGCUCAGGUCUCAGGUGAAGGGUCUGAAGGAAGAUGUGUCACCCCGGCCGUCAGAUCCAGAUCUGGAGCGACGUUUAGAUGACCUGCAGGACUUACUGGCAUCUAUACGACUGGAGUAUUUCACUAAGAGAGACGCUUUCAAUAACACAGCCGGAUCCAACAACGGCAGCACCUUCUACACCAUCCAGAACUCAUACGACACGUCAACAGAUGCCAUCAAAAAGGCCGAAGCCGCUGAGAAACCCCUGAAUAACGCCAGCGAGAUCAGAGAAAACGCCUUGAAGGAUCUGAACAGACUUCAGCCGCUUAACACCAGAGAUCUGCUGAAACUGAAGGAGGAUCUGGCAACCCGGCCGGAUCUGAGACCCGCUGCGCAGAAGGUGUGUGGCAGCACUCGUGUGGAGCCGUGUACUCCUCAGAAGUGUAACGGUGAUGUGUGUCCUCCCGCUGGAGCGCCCCCGUGUGGAGCGGAGGAGACCUGCGUCGGAGCGCUUCCCAAUGCUAAUAAAGCUUUACAGAACUCAGACGAAGUGAAAGACAAAUUGCAGGAUCUCAACGACAAGAUCACACAAGCGCUAACACAGAUACAGGAAGCUGAAGAUUCAGCCAAUAAGGCGAGACUGUCCACAGACCAACUGGCCAAUCAGAUUAAACAGGUGCGUGCUGAUGUAGACGGAGAUCUGAAGGACUCUAAAGACUUCAUCAAUACACUCAGAGACUUCCUGUCGGCUCCUCACUCUGAUCCGGAUGAGGUUGAGCGUGUGUGUGAGGAGGUGUUAGACGCCAAGUUUCCUCUCAGCAUGGAGAAUCUGAAGCAGAAACUCAAGGAGAUGCAGGACCUGGCGUCUUCUCUUCCCGACAGCAGCAGAAUCCUGGAGUCCACCAAACCUGAGCUGGAGAAAGCCCGGAAACUUCUGGAGGAGGCUCAGAACGCACGAGACGCCGCCUUCGGCAUACAACAGGACGCUGAGGGCGUGCUCAAGUCCAUGGACGAAAACAAUGAAAUUUUUAAUGACCUGGAGGACAAAAUCCAACAGGGUCUGGACAUUGCCAAGAACGUCAAGGAGGACGUCGGAAAGAUUGAGGAAACGUUAGCUCCUGCGGAGAAGGGGAUUGUGAGUAUUACAGAGCUGGUGGAUGAGAUGCGCCCCCUGCUGGACGCUCUGAAGAAAGACUUUCAGACAGGAACAGGACUGGCCAAUGACGCUGAGGAUCAGGCCAACGCCGCUCAGGACGAGGCCGAACAGGCUGCAAAGGACCUGGAAGCGUUGAAGGAUGAGAUCGAGAAGCUCAGACAGGCGGCAGCAGAGAACACUGAGGUCGGUGAAGUUGGAGAUCGUCUGACGAAACUUGGGGAGGAGGCGUCUUCACUCACCUCCGAAACUGCAAACAUCACCACCGCUCUGAGAGAUAAAGAAGCGGCGAUACAGCAGGCCACAGAAGAGCUCGAGGAGAAAGCCAUGAUACUCAGCGGCCUGGACGAUAAAGUGAAGGGACUCAGAGAUGAUAUUCGGCAGAAAGUCAGACAACUGAGCUUGUGUCAGGGCUGAUGUUAUCACACACAUUUGUCGAACCGUUAAUAAAGAUAUUAUUGACGCUAGACUGUAUACACAAUAAUGUCUAAUUAAAUAUUCUAGAGAUGUAAAAUAUUGAACGGUUGAGCGCAUUGCAUUGUGGGAUUGCUCUGCUGUUGUCUGCACAUUCUGUCUGGAAAUGAUUAUCUAGAAGCAUACAGAAGAGCAAAUCAAACAUCCAGUACAGAGUAAAUCAUUUUUAUUAUUUGACAUUUUAUUUCACACAGAUGAACAUCAGUGUCUGUAUUUAUUCCAAAACACACUCCGCAAGCCCAUAAAUCAGCUGCUUAUAUGUGUUACAAUCAUCACAUAUGACAUAUAGAUGUCAUGAGACUAGAACAGUGAGUGAGGAAAAAAUAAAACUCUUUUUCUGUCG